Sycon ciliatum is the source of this 2863-nucleotide messenger RNA. RefSeq names its product O(6)-methylguanine-induced apoptosis 2-like. The transcript has 12 exons. Gene Ontology annotation, molecular function: histone binding; chromatin binding. Gene Ontology annotation, biological process: epigenetic programing of male pronucleus. NCBI's taxonomy places the organism in Eukaryota, Metazoa, Porifera, Calcarea, Leucosolenida, Sycettidae. Gene Ontology annotation, cellular component: male pronucleus; female pronucleus; germinal vesicle. The record is from RefSeq and is a predicted model, not a curated record. Bases 658 to 1740 code for a protein of 360 amino acids.
ACCAAAAAUUACUAUUUUCUCAGCGACAUCAGUCAUCAUAUUCUGAUAACGAUAUCGUUAGCGUAUUUGGUCGGUUCUAGUUCUGAGUGAUGCCUACUAAAAUAAUUUAGCACUGAUGGUCAUUGCCGAUCCCGGCUGUGCAAACACUAUCGUCAGCAUCGCUAGUACUAACACCUUGUACUAGACUAUACGAUUGUUAUAAUUAUCAUACAUAGUGAAUAGCGCAAGUCGUUGCAGUACGAGUACUAGACUGUACAUGAAGGUCGCUAGGUGAUCGGAUGGAUGAGGUUGAAUGAAAACGAAUAAUGCAGGCUUUGUGGACAGAGGCGAGGUGUAGCAGUGAAAAUGUUCGUGGUUGCUGUUGUAUCACGACCAUCUGAAUCACGGCUUGGAAAGCAGCGCUAGCUGGGGCCCAGGUUCAGUACUUAUGCCCGGUGCUAACAGUACAUGAUUGAUUGUACAACACUACCCGUGUGUUACUAAUAGUAGAUCUACCUAGCGCCGUUGUUCAUCUACUUCUAGUGCCGUAGUGGCAGUAGCUGACUCUGAUGACGACCAACCUGCAAGGCUGCAGACAUUCUCACUAGACACUACAGUAGGCUGAGGUCAUCGGAGCUCUUGACUUUAAGUCUUUGCUGAGUCUCCGGAGCAGUAGCAAUGGCAUCUCGUCAUGGCGACAGCGUGGAGUGGGUGGACGCUAAUGAGUGGCGAGAUGGGAACAAACGGACUCGGCCCGCUCGACCGCUAGCCACGACUGCCCAUGAGCGCUCUGCGGACGCCCAGAGAGGGACUGGCCAAGGUUCAAUCCCGACAAAGUAUCGCACCGUGUUCUAUCCGCGCGACGACCGGAAAGGCUUCAUGAGCACCACCACUCGGUUUCAAGACACCGCCUACGAAGCCAAUGAUUGCCCAGGUCCCGGGGCAUACAAAACAGCAAACAUCGGCAGUGUUGCAAGGUCAGACACGACUUCGCUUUCCCAGAAAGGAACCGGCAACUUUGCGUCCAAGUGCCAACGCUUUACACAGGCAAGACCUGGUGCUGUAGCGCCCAAUUCGUACAAUGCUGCUGAUGCCCAGAAGAAGUUGGAUCGACAUGACUUUCGACAGGCAGAAACAACACGAGUAUUCCGAGAUGAUCUGGUGCCUGCAAGUUUUCGUCAAAGAAAGGACACGGGACCUGCUCCCAACAAGUACAGUGUCUUGACUGAGAGCAAGCCAGUACCGGCAGCGGCAUCUUUCAAAGCAAAGUGCAGGAGGGAGCCGGUUGAACUUCACACUGCAGCCAAUCCAGCACCGGGACAAUACAAUACUAAUAUGAGUGCAGUGAGACCCAAACCACCGCAGGGCUACAACAACUUGUUCCGCUCCACAGUUCCUAGGACAAUCUUCCCACCGCCCAAAGAGACACCAGGACCCGGUGCAUAUGACAGUCACGUGGAGGUGCAGAUCAGGAGGCCAGCUCAGCUGCAAAACCACUACCUGUGUUUAUCAGCGCCAGCCAUACCGUUACCUGCUGCACCAGCUCCACCUGGUCCAACCAAAUACAACCUACAGGAACUGAGCUCAUUCAACACAGCCGUGAAGGUGCGUCCAGACCCCUCCUUCAAGUCCAAAACUGGCCGCUGGCGAGGAGAGACGACUGGAAGUACCACUGCUGGUAUAGGGCCAGGAACAUACAGUGCAUCUGCUCCUGCUAAGCAAAGUUUCCUGCUAAAUCUACAAUCAAAGUGGACCACCUAGGCCACAAAUCUGUCCAGUAGUAUCCGAAGGACGGCAUCAAUGUGUAUGCAGGAUUCGGCCUACCUGGGGUUCUGAGAUGCCGUGUCUGUAGAGGAAGCUGGAGAUUCCUGGCCAAUCAGGGUAAGGGUUCCUGGCCAGCCAUGGUGACCGGCCGAUGGUUAGUGAUGCCUUUGCACUGGGACCACCAUUAUCUCUGUCAAGACAGGAUUUUCGUAAUAACACACAAUGUGUCUCUGACUGAGGGUGCAUGGCCUUUCUCUGAGCAGCCAUAUUGCAACAAUUUUUCUGAUUCAAAUUUUUGCAGGCAAUUUCUUCUUCAGCCACCAGGCCGCCAGAAAGUGUUGAGGCCGCAGAUUCUUUUAAUGAGUCAAUGAAUCUGUAGAAGUAAACGUAGUUCAGUGUACAAACAAGAGUGUUGUUGAUUCAGCCGUAUGAUUUUCCCAGUGCUGUAUACAAUGUUAUGUACAUGUAGAUAGAUAGAUAGAUAGAUACAGACCACCUGCCUAAAGUCACUGUCAAGUCCUACUCCUCUCAAAGCAUAUGCAGCAAAAUUUAUUAUGCAUAUACAGCAGUCCUGCCCCCCCCCCCCCCCCCCGCGUAUGCAAUGUCCAGCCAUCACAUCUUCACCGCCUGUGCAAUUCUUGUCACAACAUGUUAUUCCAUGCUCGAAAAAACUCCUGGAUAGAAAGCCAUAGAAUCUGAGCAUCUACAGGCUGUGCUCAUAUCUGUUUCCCGGCCUAUUUGGAUGAUUUGAGCACAGUAGCAGUAGGGUGCAGUACAAUAGGCCUGUAUGGUCUUCCUGGUACCAUGCGUAUAUUAUUAUGAUUGCUAUGGCACUGUACGAGCCAUGUACUUCUUCUAUCUGAAAAAAACCCCAAUGCAUGUCACAGUCCGCCGAGAGUAACUCUUUAUGCUCCUGCUGGCUUUUGUACCGUUUGUCUCGGCAGAAUUUCUUGAACUUCUAUAUAGGGUGGCCAGUGUGCAUUACCCUGCUGUCAUUGGACAACUUGAUCAAUUCCGGCGCUUGCCUGUUCCUUCCUAUCCUGUGGUUACCCGUAUGUUGCCACAUUCCCAAGUAACGAUCAGUUCCUGUAGCCAAUACAUGCAUACAUGUAUAUCUGCA